Molecule: messenger RNA, 1701 nt
Organism: Pestalotiopsis fici W106-1
Lineage: Eukaryota; Fungi; Ascomycota; Sordariomycetes; Amphisphaeriales; Sporocadaceae
Exons: 5
Coding region: 1-1701 (566 amino acids)
Source: RefSeq, a predicted model, not a curated record
AUGGAUCUCGUCGGGAACCCCAUGGCGUCGAGGACUGAUUGCGGUGAAAUUGCCGAUGAUUACAACACAUUCUACUCGGAGUAUUUCGCUACACAGAAGGAAUUCAUGGAGACUGCCAACAGAUUCCUCGAAAAGUCCAAGUUGCCUCCCAUGGAUCUUGUACAAGCAGAUGCGUCCGGCUGGAACACAGUACAGUCAAGAAUGGAACAAGCAUGCUCCGCGAUUGAAAAGGUGUCAACUCAGGAGAAAGAGCUGUCGGGUAUGAGGGGCAAGAUGGUCAAGGCAUUCCGCGGCCUUUGUCGGAAUGCAGCAACUGGCAAACUCUUUACCUCGCUCAUUCCUGACGACAUGGGCGGCUCCGUGCUCUGCGGCGGCUUGAACGUGAUUUGUACGGCGCUUGAGCAAACCUCUGUGCACCGCGAGGCCGUGUACAAAGCCUUGGAGAGAUUGCCACGCAUCCUCAACAACCAUGUAGAGUUCUUGGAAUUGGUCGGCCAAGAUGCCGACAUCCACCAGCGCGCAGCAAAGUUGUACACCGAGGUAUUACGAACCCUCAAUCAUAUUCUCCGCUGGUAUACGACGAACGCGUUUGUUGUGGGUGCUAAACGCCUGAUCAAUCCUUCUGCACUUUCCGCCAACCUCAAUGACCACAUCACCGAAGUCCAAUUGGCGGCAAAGGAUUUGAAGUCGCGGGCAACGUUUGUCUUGUGGAAGAAAUCAAGUAACAAUGCAGAGGAGGUGCUGGCGCUUGGCGCCAAUAUUGGUCGCCAAUUUGAAUGCGUCAACCUCAACAUCCAGCAACUGCACACGGCGUCUUACGAUAUCAUUGAGAAUCUCAUUCACAACAAUGUGAAAUCACUGCUUGGUGAUUAUAUGCAGAGCUUGGCAAUCAAGCAUACGAGCAAUUCCUUGUUGCCCGCUGCGAGUCACCCCAUAACCACAUCCGCAGAGUUCUUGAGAGAGCUAGAGUAUGAUCCGAACUUGAUCAUCAAAGAUGUGAAUGAGUUACGCCGCCUGUAUUUCACCAAUACCGUGUCAAGGCCCGACGCCAAUCGACUCUGGGCAUUCAAGGAAAAUCGCCGAGUAACAGCCUGGAGAACUGUCCAUGAAGACUCGUUGAUGCUCGUCAACGCCCGAUCAGGAGACUCUAUGGAUUGGUCAACAACUAUGGUCAACGCUACGUUCAUUCGCUGCCUGAUCGAGGAAAAGCCUGAUUUUACAAGAAUAAAUACCAUACCUUUGGGUUUCUUUUGCAGCCAGCAUCGAGACCCUUACCGAGAUGAAGAAGCAAAGCCAGAGAGGAUAGCACUAAACUUGGUCCUACAACUGGUACACCAUUUCCCCAACUUUGAACCGACAGAUCUCCGCAAAUGCUUGGAUAAGCUAGAAAGGGACAAUAUUGACAGUAUAUUCAGAAUAUUCAGAUAUCUGGUAAAGAAGCUGCCAGAAACUGCGAGGGUCUAUCUCAUUCUAGAUGGUCUUUCUUUCACGAGGGAAAACCAAGAGCGCAGCGUAUGGGAAAUUGUCGACCAUCUCAUAUGCAUACUGCUUGAAAAGAAGCACAAGGCGACUCUCAAGUUCAUGUUCUGCAGCCCCACCAGAGCCAACUUUCUCGAAAAGCUGUUUGAUGACAGCGAAAUUCUCAACUUGCCAUUGGCUCCCAUGUCAUUGCCGGGAAAUUCAUUGCUUCGUUUACGGUAG